Aspergillus homomorphus CBS 101889 is the source of this 687-nucleotide messenger RNA. RefSeq names its product uracil phosphoribosyltransferase. Bases 1 to 687 code for a protein of 228 amino acids. The record is from RefSeq and is a predicted model, not a curated record. The transcript is spliced from 5 exons. NCBI's taxonomy places the organism in Eukaryota, Fungi, Ascomycota, Eurotiomycetes, Eurotiales, Aspergillaceae.
AUGCAGUCCCCAACUACCGGAACCACCUCGGCAUUUAACACCCCCAUGGAUCGGAUCACCGUGCUGGAGCAGGACCGCUCGCUGCUCAGCCUGAUGACGAUCAUUCGCGAUGUCAACACCCAGCACCGCGACUUCUCCUCCGCCGUCGAGAAAGUCGUGCGCCGCUUGAUCUCGUCCGCGUUGAACCAUGUCCCUGCGGAGGAAUACACCGUCACCACUCCGAUUGAUACAAUAUACAAGGGCCUGCGCUUCACCAAGGGCGUGUGUGGUGUGAGCAUCCUGCGGGCUGGCGCGAGUAUGGAGCAGGUUUUGCGGGAUACAUGGACUGGACCCCUGAGCUUCGGCAAGCUGCUCAUCCAGCGCGACGAGGAGACGAGCAUCGCCAAAAUCUACUAUUCGAAGCUACCGGCGAGUAUCUGCAACGAUCUUGUCCUGCUCCUCGAGCCCAUGCUCGCGACCGGCGGCUCCGUCAUCAAGGCCGUCGAGACACUGACCGACCACGGUGUGCCGGAGGAGUCGAUCGUGCUGGUGAAUGUGGUCUCCUCGCAGAAGGGUCUUGAGGUUGUGACUGGGCGGUUCCCCGCGCUGAAGAUCGUGUCGGCUGCCGUGGACGCGGAUCUGACGGCGCAGAACUACAUUAGUCCUGGCUUGGGUGACUUUGGUGACCGGUACUAUGGUACUUGCUAG